AUCGAACAGGUUACAUUAUAACGAUAAACAUUUUUAUUAACUACUUUUUGUUUCGUUUAUUAAGUGACGAGAAGUGUUGACCAUGGCUGCUCUAUCAUAUCUGUUGAUUUAUGGCAUGAUUCACCAAUUUGUACUGGAUGAUUCCAUGUAUACAGGAAAAUGUACUGUUGCUCAAUUUGAUGAAGCAUCAAAGGUUAGAGAAGAAUGCUUGAAAUCUAUAACUGGUGCUGCGGAUCUAGUUAACACUAAAGAAAUUCCAGUAGCAUCACCAAUCAGUUUUGCCAGGAAACAAUGUCUGCUUAAAACUCAAAUAAAUGGUUGUGUAGAGAAGGCCAAUGAAGUAGUUAAGGAUUGUUUUGAUGCCACUCAAAAUCAUGCGAUUGAUGUCUGGAAGAAAAUAGAUACCGAAAUAUACGACUACUUGUGUGGUAACAAGGGACGUGUGUCCUUUACCUACUACAGACGAGAGCCUAGCUGUUGGAGGGACGGUGUAGGUAACGCAUCUGAAACUUGUAUCAAAAAUAGCUUCAAAUCUAAAGCACCACUCUAUGAUAUAGCCAAGCUUCAGGAUCACUGCAGUGAAUUCAGCGCUUAUGAGAAAUGCAUGACAGAAAACAAACCCAAGAGCUGCCCUCAGGAUACUAUUGCUAUAUUACUACCGAUUAUAAAAUCUAUAAAGAAUGGCAUCUGUAACGACAUUGUACCAGGUGCAGACGACUACAAACAAUUCUUUAAACAAGCCCUGUCUGCCGAUUUUAUGUUUUAGAUGACGUCAAAUUCAAAAUAAAUAAAGGUUUAAAAUUAAAUAAAAAAUUAAUUAACUAAUGUAGAGUUUAAUAUUAUAAUAAUAAAUGUAGACAGAUAAUA
Molecule: messenger RNA, 867 nt
Organism: Diabrotica virgifera virgifera (western corn rootworm)
Lineage: Eukaryota; Metazoa; Arthropoda; Insecta; Coleoptera; Chrysomelidae
Exons: 5
Coding region: 83-766 (227 amino acids)
Source: RefSeq, a predicted model, not a curated record